Molecule: messenger RNA, 864 nt
Organism: Bombus pyrosoma
Lineage: Eukaryota; Metazoa; Arthropoda; Insecta; Hymenoptera; Apidae
Product: mitochondrial 2-oxoglutarate/malate carrier protein-like
Exons: 2
Coding region: 15-851 (278 amino acids)
Biological process (GO): thiosulfate transport; oxaloacetate transport; malate transmembrane transport
Molecular function (GO): oxaloacetate transmembrane transporter activity; succinate transmembrane transporter activity; sulfate transmembrane transporter activity
Source: RefSeq, a predicted model, not a curated record
GAAAAUUUGCUAGAAUGGCGGCGACAUGCGUAGUUCAUCCUAUGGAUGUAAUAAAGAAUCGAAUUCAGGUACAAAAGGAGAAAACUUCUGUCGGCAAGGUUGUCGCCUCCAUAUACAAAAAUGAGGGCAUUUUGAAAUUUUAUUCCGGACUUAGCGCUGGUCUUGUACGACAAGCGACUUAUACCACUGUAAGACUUGGUAUAUACAAUCAAUUACAUGAAUAUUGGAAAGAGAAAUACGUGGGCAAACCAAAUUUUGGUAUAAUGUCACUGAUGGCAGCUACAGCAGGAGCUAUUGGAGCCUUUGUUGGUACACCAGCAGAAGUCGCCCUCGUAAGAAUGACGGCCGAUGGCAGAUUACCGAAAGGUUAUUAUUAUUAUUAUUAUUCUAACAAUUUUUCCCUUUCAUUCUUCCUUACAUCAUUAAUGUUCCCAAUAAUUGGGAAACGAGUUUUUCCUUUUAUCGAUCCUGAUGUUGUAUGUAUGCGAUUCCCUGCAGAGCAACGAAGGAAUUACAAAAACGUGUUCAACGCGUUUACAAGAAUUUCUCGAGAAGAAGGAAUCACCACUCUUUGGAGAGGCAGUGUAGCAACGAUGGGACGAGCGGUGGUUGUUAAUGUAUCACAACUUGCAACUUACAGUCAAGCAAAAUUUUUAAUAUCCACGAAAUGUACUUAUCAGCUUCAAAUAUUAUCUAUAUCAGAAGAAUUUAUAUCGAUAGAAGUAUCAAACACGUUUUAUUUCACAGUGAAUAUACCGGAGGGUGUUGGUCUGCAUUUCUCUGCGUCAAUGUUAUCUGGAUUCCUUACUACCUUCAAUUCUAUGCCAUUUGAUAUAACUAAAACAAGGUAAAAUAAUUAGAUAU